Messenger RNA from Centropristis striata (black sea bass), 2253 nucleotides. It is a transcript of the gene agxt2, whose product is annotated as alanine--glyoxylate aminotransferase 2. The transcript has 14 exons. Gene Ontology annotation, molecular function: pyridoxal phosphate binding; L-alanine:glyoxylate transaminase activity. Gene Ontology annotation, cellular component: mitochondrion. The record is from RefSeq and is a predicted model, not a curated record. Bases 122 to 1672 code for a protein of 516 amino acids. NCBI's taxonomy places the organism in Eukaryota, Metazoa, Chordata, Actinopteri, Perciformes, Serranidae. Gene Ontology annotation, biological process: glyoxylate catabolic process.
UUAUAUACAGUCUGUGGUCAGACCCUUACUAAGGGCAGAAAAGCUCGAAGUUAGUCUGCAGCUGAGUGUCAGACGGUGAAGACAGACAGUGGGUUAGCUGUGUGACCUGUACCUGCUCAGUAUGUAUAAACUGGUUCCCUCUCUUAGCGGCCGUUGUGCAGUUUUAACAGGACAAAUCUGCUCUCGGCCCGGUUCCGUUAAGUUUCACUUGGCAACUGGUGCAUUAUGUCAGAAAUCAGCCUUCAAACACCCUCCUGCAGACAUCCCAGAUAUGCCCCCUUGCAACUUCAAGCCGGAGGAAUACACAGGUAUGUCCAAAGAGCGGAUGAUGGAGAUCCGCAAAAGUUAUUGCAACCCCAUGACCAUGAAGGUCACCUACUAUAAGAAACCAGUGUUCAUCCACCAGGGAUACAUGCAGUGGCUUUGGGAUUUGGAGGGGAGAAGAUAUUUGGAUCUAUUUGCUGGUGUGGCUACUGUCAGUGUGGGCCACUGCCACCCGAAAGUAACAGCAGCCGCAGAGCAGCAGUUGAAGAGACUGUGGCACACUACAAACAUCUACGUCUAUCCUCCUCUCCACGAGUAUUGUGAAAAACUAGCUUCCUACUUCCCAGAUCCUCUUAAGGUGAUAUAUCUGACCAACAGCGGCUCAGAAGCCAAUGACCUGGCCAUGCUGAUGGCUCGACUUCACACAGGCAACUUUGACAUCAUCACUUUCAGAGGGUCAUAUCACGGUGGCAGCCCACAGACCAUGGGUCUUACAUCCAAUGCAGCAUAUAAAUACCCCAUUGCCAAUGGUUUUGGCUGCACAAAUACCAUGUGUCCUGAUGUGUUCAGAGGUCUGUGGGGAGGAAGCCACUGCAGGGACUCUCCCGUGCAGACCAUCAGAGAAUGUAGCUGUGCCCAAGGUCAUUGCAUGGCAAAUGAACAAUACCUUGCACAGCUCAAGGAGACAUUUGCUACAAGCGUCCCAGGUCGAAUUGCUGCUUUCUUUGGAGAGCCGAUUCAGGGAGUUGGAGGAGCUGUGCAGUACCCGAAAAACUACCUCAAGGAGGCUUACAAACUUGUGAGAGAGAGAGGAGGAGUCUGCAUUGCUGAUGAGGUCCAAACUGGAUUUGGGCGAACAGGAAAUGACUUCUGGGGUUUCCAAGGUCAUGAUGUCAUCCCUGAUAUGGUCACAAUGGCGAAGGGUAUCGGUAAUGGAUUCCCAAUGGGAGCUGUUGUUACAACACCAGAAAUUGCAGCCUCAUUUGCGAAGGGGGUUCACUUCAACACCUUUGGAGGAAAUCCCGUGGCUUGUGCAGUUGCUUCAUCAGUGCUUGAUACUAUCAAAGAAGAUGGAGCUCAGCAGAUCAGUCUGAAUGUGGGCACCUAUCUGAUUAAAGAACUGGCAAAACUCAGAGACAAGUAUGAGAUUAUCGGCGAUGUCCGUGGAAAAGGCCUCCAGAUUGGUGUGGAAAUGGUCAAAGACAAGGCCAGCAGAGACCCACUGCCUGCUGAAGCAAUGAAUGAGAUCUUUGAGGACGUAAAGGACAUGGGAGUCCUGAUUGGAAAAGGAGGACUCUACGGACAGACCUUCCGUAUAAAACCCCCAAUGUGCAUUACAAUGGAAGAUGCAGAUUUCUUCCUGGCGGUUUUUAACAAGUCCAUCCACAACUACAUGGAAAGAAGAUGAGAGUCAGUUAAAGGUCAGCUGGAUUGCUCAAUGCCAAGGACCAAACCUGGAAACCCUCUGAGCAGUGGACUGUAUUUUGUAUAUCCUUUAAAUUGAAAGACUACCUCUGUUAACGCCUUUGCAUAGGAAUUAUGAAAGGGUAAAACUAUGUUGUAAUCAAAAGACUUAAUUCACUUAACAUACCUCACCAGAUAAUUGAGAAAAUAAUCCUUUAGGGUCUUUCUUACAGAGCUCUUACUUUACUUUUUUAACCACUGUCCUAAAAUGCAUUUGAAUUGCAGCUGUAUUUCUUUAGACUAGGUCUACAAUGUACUAUCCGUCCCAAACCUUCCAAAAAUGUAUUUUUUACUGCCCAUGUUAUAUUUUGUUCUGUCCCUGGGACUGUGGGACACCCUUAAAUUGGAGCCUUUCAUUCUAAUAACUACAUUGAAAUGUAUUUUCCUUGUUUUGCAUCUGCUGAAUCAUGCUUGGAUGUAAUGUUGUAUGAUUGUAAUUUCUGAACACAUAUUUUGGUGGUGAUUAUGAAUCUGAAUGUGAACAAUAAAUCUGUGAGCUUGAGAAACAACCAUGUGCUAUUACAC